GUCUCACACUGCGCGCGAAAGGGGCGGGGCGGGGCGGCGCGGCGAGGAGGAGGAGGAGAAGGAGAAGGAGAAGAAGAAGAAGAAGACGACGACCGGCGUUCGCGAGGGCGCUGCAGUGCGCACACAAGUGGAUCAACGGAACUAUGUCUGGGGCUGGUGGCAGCGGCUCCUCUCGCCGUCCCCGGCAGGCCACCACCGAAGGAGCAGCCCGCAGCCAUGCUCGGCGCCACCCGCCUCAGGAGGCUCAGGCAGGAGGAGGUGGUGACGCUGGCCGAGAGAGCGAAGAAGAGCCGGAGAGAGGGAGAGGAGAACGGGAAGAGAACGGCCCGGGGCCCUCGGGCGAGGAUGGGGGCGACGAGACCACCCGGCGGCUGAUCCGCCAGCAAUACCGGGAGCUGAUCUCCACCGUUCAGCAGAAUCGUGAAAUGAUGCUGAGCACCAGAAAUGAUAAACUGACUGAAGCUCUUGAAGAUGCAAAUAAGCUGUUCACUGGAGUGUCCCGAGCAAGAGAGGCUGCUUUGGAUGCUCAGUUCCUAGUUUUGGCAUCAAAUCUGGGAAAGGAAAAAGCAAACCAGUUGCACUCAGAUAUGGCAGUAUUUGAUCCAUCUGCAUUUGCUGAAGAUCUAUUAUCCUUCAUGGGUCUAAAUCGUCUGGAAGGAGAAGAUAGUGAUAGCGAUGAUGAACACAUUGCUGCUGGAUUUCUACCUAGUAAUGCUUGGCAUAUACUUGGCGAAGAAGCAAGAAAGUACUUUAGAAGAGCACCUACAUUUCACUUCAUGUUGGGAGCGUUUACUGCUGAUCCACCUGUUGAGAGGCCACGAAUUGAGAGGCAAAGGAAGAGGGCAGGGCCAGAUGAAGGAAGGGCAAUGCCUGCACAGUUGAAAAAAAUGGAAGAAUCUAAUCAAGAAGCCACAGAAAAAGAAGUAGAGAGGAUCUUGGGAUUAUUACAAGCCUAUUGUCAAGAAGAUCCUGAUACUCCACUAUCCUUCCUGGAGUUUGUGACUGAUCCAAAUUCUUUUGCUCGAACUAUAGAGAAUAUGUUCCAUGUAUCAUUCCUAAUACGGGAUGGACUUGCAAGACUAAGUUUGGAUCAGGACAAGCUUCCUGUAAUAGCAUCUUUAAAUCCAGAAGAAGGAGAAAAUGAUCUGGAUACCCAAGCAAGAAAACAAGCAGUUAUAUCCAUGAGCUAUCAGGAAUGGCAGAACAUUGUGAGAAUUUUUGAAAUCUCAGAGCCUAUGAUUCCACCUAUUAUGCAGACAUGAUGAAAACCAGUCUGACAGUAAGGUAUCCCAAAGUUCCAUUAGAGGACUAUGUGAACCAGUUCCCUGUUGAAGUUCUACUAACAGACUGGAAAUUAGAGAAUCCUUCCUGUUUUAAGGAUUGUAUAUUUGCUUGACUAGAGGAAGUGUUUGUACAGGAUUUUUUUCCGCAGAUGUUGGUGAUUUAUACAGUCCAGAUAUAAGUCGUUUUGUAACAGCAAAUUGGUUUGAAAUUAAAGGUUGUGUCCUUUUGCAUCC
Hemicordylus capensis (graceful crag lizard) is the source of this 1517-nucleotide messenger RNA. RefSeq names its product NSE4 homolog A, SMC5-SMC6 complex component (gene NSMCE4A). Gene Ontology annotation, cellular component: Smc5-Smc6 complex; nucleus. Bases 144 to 1262 code for a protein of 372 amino acids. Lineage: Eukaryota; Metazoa; Chordata; Lepidosauria; Squamata; Cordylidae. The record is from RefSeq and is a predicted model, not a curated record. The transcript is spliced from 11 exons. Gene Ontology annotation, biological process: DNA repair.